AUGAAGAUAUUCUUCAAAAUAAGGAAGCAGAAGUAUCUCGAGGCAUUAGAUAAGCAUGAUCGUCCAAAGGCUGUGGAGAUUUUAGUGAAAGAUUUGAAAGUGUUUUCCACUUUUAAUGAAGAGCUUUUCAAGGAAAUCACUCAGCUCUUGACCUUGGAAAAUUUCCGGGAGAACGAGCAGUAUUCCAAGUACGGAGAUACAAAGUCAGCAAGAUCUAUCAUGUUAAUGGAACUUAAAAAGUUGAUUGAAGCAAAUCCAUUGUUUCGCGAUAAACUGCAGUUUCUUACACUUAGAAAUUCACGGCUGAGGACGCUGAUUAACCAGAGCUUGAAUUGGCAACAUCAGCUUUGUAAAAACCCAAGACCAAAUUCUGAUAUAAAGACACUCUUUGUCGAUCACUCCUGUCGCCUACCAAAUGAUGCACGAGCACCAUCCCCUGUCAAUAAUCCAUUGCUUGGAUCAUUACCAAAAGCCGGUGGAUUUCCUCCUUUAGGUGCACACCCAUUUCAACCAACACCUUCUCCGGUUCCGACACCUCUUGCUGGUUGGAUGUCUAGUCCUUCCUCUGUCCCUCAUCCAACUGUGUCGGGAGGAGGCAUUGCUCUUGGUGCUCCAUCCAUCCAAGUUGCAUCUGUAAUCUAUGUAACAUUUUCUCCGAUUUUGGUCUUAGCAGCCUUGAAGCACCCGAGAACUCCUCCAACUAAUUCCAGUGUAGACUAUCCAUCAGGUGACUCGGACCAUGUCUCAAAAAGAACAAGACCUAAGGGAAUCUCUGACGAGGUGAAUCUAGGUGUGAACAUGUUACCAAUGACAUUCCCAGGGCAGGCUCAUGGUCAUAGUCAAACCUUCAAAGAACCUGAUGACUUGCCUAAGAAAGUAGCGCGGACUUUGAGCCAAGGCUCAUGUAAUGUCCCACAAAAUGAUCCAGCAGAAGCCAAGGCAAGCAACGUGCUAGGCUGCUUGGUAACCGAGCAGGGUGCUUGCUCUGGUCAUGGGUAG
Arabis nemorensis is the source of this 999-nucleotide messenger RNA. The record is from the annotation of a GenBank genome assembly. NCBI's taxonomy places the organism in Eukaryota, Viridiplantae, Streptophyta, Magnoliopsida, Brassicales, Brassicaceae.